AUGCGGGAAGAUGGAACAGUCCUUCCUCGACAAUUAACUGGACUUUGUAAGAAACAACAACUUAGAGUAGAAAGGUGUGUUAUGCAAGCACAUUGGUCUGGUCUUUUUCCCGAUAAAACUAUUCCCGAAUUUGAUAUGUCUGGAUAUAAAAGAUUUAAUAGAUAUUGGGAAGAUGAUAUGGAUAUGUAUAGGUUAUCACAAAAGAAGGAAAUAGGAACUUGGUACUACAUUAAACGUUAUAAUUCAAGAAAACAAUAA
Strongyloides ratti is the source of this 258-nucleotide messenger RNA. RefSeq names its product 28S ribosomal protein S18a, mitochondrial. The coding region runs from base 1 to 258 and encodes 85 amino acids. Gene Ontology annotation, cellular component: mitochondrial small ribosomal subunit; ribosome. The transcript has a single exon. Lineage: Eukaryota; Metazoa; Nematoda; Chromadorea; Rhabditida; Strongyloididae. Gene Ontology annotation, molecular function: small ribosomal subunit rRNA binding; structural constituent of ribosome. Gene Ontology annotation, biological process: mitochondrial translation. The record is from RefSeq and is a predicted model, not a curated record.